AUUCUGGUUUUGGAAUUGUCUUAAAGGAUGCAAACAAGAGUUGGGUCCGUUGGGUCCGUUGGGUCAUUUGAGGAAGGCAAGGAUCUGGUGGUUACAACAAGGACAGGCUCUAAGACUUUGCCACUAAGGGUACUUCAGCUAUUUGGGUUGUUUCUUGCUCUCUGUAUUGCCUUUUCGAUCAUUAGUAUAUAUACAAUUCGGCAUUUUAGAAUUUAUAGUGUGGUAACUACGGUCAAGUCUAAUUUUGUGCCGUGUGAUGAGGAACCAAAUAGUUUGGAUCAUUGGAGAAAACCUCCAUUGAAUUUGCUUCACUCAAUGAGUGAUAAAGAGUUAUUUUGGCGGGCAUCUUUUAUGCCCCGAAUAAAGAAGUAUCCGUUUAAUAGGCUUCCAAAGAUUGCUUUUAUGUUCUUGACCAAGGGGCCAUUGCUGCUUUCUCCUCUUUGGGAGAGGUUUUUGAAGGGGCAUGAAGGGCUUUAUUCUGUCUAUAUCCAUUCACUGCCAUCCUUCAAUCCUGAGUUUCCUCCUUCUUCAGUUUUUUACAGGAGACAAAUACCAAGUCGGGUCUCUGAGUGGGGAAAGAUGAGUAUGUGUGAUGCUGAGAGAAGACUUAUUGCCAAUGCCUUGCUUGACAUAUCCAAUGAAUGGUUUAUCCUCCUCUCUGAAUCUUGCAUACCUUUAUACAAUUUUAGUGUCAUAUACCGCUACAUAAAGAAAUCCAAAUAUAGUUUCAUAGGUGCAUUUGACGACCCCGGGCCAUUUGGUAGAGGACGUUACACUGAUUAUAUGGCUCCUGAGGUGAAUGUGACCCAGUGGCGUAAGGGGUCCCAAUGGUUUGAAAUUAACCGAAAGCUUGCCAUCAACAUAGUGGAAGAUUUUACAUAUUACCCGAAGUUUGAAAGGUUCUGCAGACCAGCAUGUUACGUUGAUGAGCAUUAUUUCCCCACCAUGUUAACAAUUCAGGCAUCAAAUCUCUUAGCAAAUAGAAGCAUCACAUGGGUAGACUGGUCGAGGGGUGGGGCUCAUCCUGCAACAUUUGGUAGAACAGAUAUUACAGAAGAGUUCUUCAAGAGAAUAUUGGAAGGUCAUCAGUGUAGGUAUAAUGAUCAACCGUCUUCAGUUUGUUUCCUUUUCGCCAGAAAAUUUGCUCCAAGCAGUUUGGAGCCUUUGUUACAGAUAGCACCAAAAGUUUUGGGCUUCUGACUUCUACGUGAUGAAAGAAUAUAAACCUGCCUGUGCAAGAUUUAGCUCCUGAAAGCAAAAUUUGAGGUUGAGAUUGGGUCCAUGAGACUAUGGGAGCAUCCCAGGUACAUUCUUUGAUGUCAUACACAAAUGGGUGUCUUUGCUUCUUUCAUUUUUAUAAAUUUAACCCUCCUCAGUGACAUGAUGUGGUUUCUUACUUUGUACAAUCUCCUAAUUCUUUGGAAAACUCCCAAACCAUUCUGUAUGUACACAAAAACGCCCCCACUUUCACAUUUUUGUAUUGGGUAUUAGGUAUUUUGGUUUCUGCAACUCUCAAAACCCCCUCUCUCUCCAUAUUUUUGGCCAAUGAGUGAAUGACUAUGAUUUUGAGCUUUGAAUAUGGCCAUCAUGUAAAACUCAUCAUGUAAAACUUGUGACUAUGAUUGGUUUGGGAAAGGGAAUAUAAUAAUGUGAAAUUAUUUGAUACAUUGAUAUUAGAG
Durio zibethinus is the source of this 1679-nucleotide messenger RNA. RefSeq names its product glycosyltransferase BC10-like. Gene Ontology annotation, cellular component: membrane. The record is from RefSeq and is a predicted model, not a curated record. NCBI's taxonomy places the organism in Eukaryota, Viridiplantae, Streptophyta, Magnoliopsida, Malvales, Malvaceae. Gene Ontology annotation, molecular function: glycosyltransferase activity.